Dovyalis caffra is the source of this 552-nucleotide messenger RNA. The record is from the annotation of a GenBank genome assembly. NCBI's taxonomy places the organism in Eukaryota, Viridiplantae, Streptophyta, Magnoliopsida, Malpighiales, Salicaceae.
AUGGCCCGGCUGAGAAGUUUCAAAGUUUGCUGUGGCGUGACAACAAUUUUCAUCAUCGUUCUUGUUUGUAUUUUCACAACCUUAGCACUUACAGUAUUCAAGCCUAAAAAACCCACUAUCAUAGCCAACCCAGUUGGUCUCGAGAACAUCCAAUUAAACGCGACGCUAAAUGUCACCCUAGGCAUGAUUAUCAGCAUCGACAACCCUAAUUAUGGUAGCUUCAAGUUCACCAACAGUACAGCUUACGUUAAUUACCAUGGAGUCAAUGUGGGAGAAGUUCCAAUUCAAGCAGACUUGAUCCCAGCACAUGCCAAGGUUAACAUCACUACUUCUGUUGACCUAAUGGCCGAUAGGCUAAUAGAAAAUCCUUAUUUUAUGCAAGAUCUUAUAGCCGGGAGAUUUGACUUGGCAUCAACAUCUUCUAUGCAUGGGAAAGUGAAAGUGCUCAAAAUCUUGAAACUAGAUGCAACGGCUUUAAGCACCUGCGACAUCUCUAUCUCUGUUAGUUCUCUGAGUAUUGAGUCCACUUGCAAGUCUGAAAUUAAGCUAUAG